This is a messenger RNA of Rhodotorula toruloides NP11, 1827 nucleotides long. RefSeq lists its product as uncharacterized. Lineage: Eukaryota; Fungi; Basidiomycota; Microbotryomycetes; Sporidiobolales; Sporidiobolaceae. The transcript is spliced from 8 exons. Bases 1 to 1827 code for a protein of 608 amino acids. The record is from RefSeq and is a predicted model, not a curated record.
AUGUCCCGCCGUCCGUCCAUCGUUGUCCCGCAGGACGAGGACUUCACCGUCGGCCAGACGGGCGUCGCCUCCUUCUCCCGGACACGCGACACUCCCGCAGUUCCCCAAACACCGCUCGUCUCGCAGACUGACCGCGAACUCCUCGACCUCCCGCCUCCUCCUCCGCCCGACAAAGACACCGACUCGUCCCGCUCGACCGGCACCAAGCUCCCCCAGAAACCUCAGCCGCGGCGAGCGAGUAAUGCGGGAGCGUACAAGCGCGGGUCGAUGGAUUGGUCGCGGUCUGACCGCUCAGGGUCGACGUUCCUCCCUUUCGGGUUCUUCUCGUCCUUGACCGGAGGUGGCGGAGGAGACACGAAGGGACGGUACGAGGCCGUCUCGCCGAUGGCGCCGAGAAAGUACGGCGACAAGACGUAUGUCGAGCUGAACAUGGACGACUAUGCGGAGGGACUGCGGUUGAGUGCGGGCGACGAUGAUGAGGACAAUAGCAAGAUGCGAAGACAGAGUACCGGAGUCGGGCAGUUUUUCGACCAAUUCUACCCUCGCGAAAUACGCCGCAACCGCCGCACCUACGAACGCAUCAUCCUCCUCGGCCUCGCCAUUGUCGUGCUCGUGCUGUUGCUCUCGGGCGGAAAGAGCGGGAAUGGGCGACCGAGCAUGUUGGAGAAGGCCAAGAUGCGAGGGGCGCGGCGGAAGAACCCUUUGCGGAGUAACAUCCCGCUGCAUUCGUUCCGGGCGAACUUGAAGGAUGGCGCGGGCUACGUGACGAGUUUCCCCUACGGCGGCCUGACAAACCAGCUUAUCGAGAUGUUCAAGCUUGUUCACGUUGGGCAGCGGCUGGACCGAACUGUCAUCCUCACCGAGCUGAAGGCUACGCAGUCGGAAGGCGGCGACGUUCUUCCCUCCGAGUUCUUCGACCUCGACUCGUUCGCCUACUACUCGAACGUUUCGCUCGUCCAAUGGAAGGACGUCAAGAUACCCGACAUCACCGGGACGCAGCCGGAGGAGCUGUCAUGCUGGGGCUGGCGAGACGAGCGGCCGCUCGCGCGGUACAACGUCAAGACGCACUUCUGGCCGUUCCCGGGCCAGCUGCAGGUCCCGUCGUCGGCUGAGACGUCCAUCACCUUCCCCGGCAUCGAAGUCCUCGCGUCGCAAGACAACACGCCUUGGCUGAAGGAAUCGGCGACUCACUUGCACGGCUCGCGCGACAACUCGCCUCCCUUCCCCGACAAACAGCUUCUCUGCUUCGAAGACCUGUUUUACGUCCCGAGCGUCAAGUUUGUCGACGGCUCGCUCGACAAGACCUACUCGAUCCAGGAGCUUCGUCCCGACGGACCCGUCUGGGACAAAGUCGGCCGGCACCUUCGCUUCAAUUCGCACGUCAACCAUAUCGCCGACGAGCUCCUCGCUGCUCUGAUUGGUUCGCGGAGGAAGCAGUACAUCGGCGUGCACAUUGCGAAGGGGAAUUCAACGGGACGAAUCUCGCAGGAGACGGUCGAUGCGUUCAAGGCGGGCGUCAAGCAGGUACAGGCGGACUUGGCGAAGCUCAAGGGCGGCUCGAAGGGACACUUGCCUGUGCUCGUCGCGACAGACUCCGACGACCCAGUCUUCCUCUCAAAGCUCGCCAAGCUCGGUUGGAUCUACAUCAACCAUGGAGAAUGGGCGACUCGCGCAAGGUUCGGCGGCUGGUACCCUGGCGUGCUCGACUCGGUCAUCCUCAGCCGCGCAAUCGGUUUCGUCGGUACGAAGGAGUCGUCGUUCAGCUCGAUCGCCGCCCGCCGAGUCGAGACUUGGAACGGCGGACUCUCUCGCGUGUUACAGAGGUAG